CGCCUCUCAGUAAAGAUGGCGCACAGCGGUCGGUGGCGCUUCCCCGCCCGGCCCGGCAGCGGCGGCUGGGGCCGCCGGGGCCCGGGGGGUCCCGCCUACGGGUUGCCGGCCGUGCAUAGCCUGCGGCCCGCCGAACCUGCGGCGGCGCCGGCGCCGGCGGGCGAGGGCGAGCGCGGCGGCCCGUGCUCCGGCGGGGCGGCGGGAAGCGGCGGAGGCGGGGCAGCGCCGGGCCCCGGCGGCCCCGCGGCCGCGGCCGGUCCCGGCUUCGACGCGGCGCUCCAGGUCUCGGCCACCAUCGGCAUCAACCUGCGGCGGUUCCGCGCGGCCUGCGGCACCGAGGCGGGCAGCGGAGAGGAUGAACAGUUUUUAGGUUUUGGUUCAGAUGAAGAAGUCAAAGUACGAAGUCCCACCAGGUCCCCCACAGUUAAAUCUAGUCCACGGAAACCUCGCGGGAGGCCCCGGAGCAGUUCUGACCGAAGUUCCGCUGUACUGUCAGACUCUUCAUCAGUGUGUUCCCCUUCAAGCAAGUCUGAAACCACAUCCAUGGAGAAAGUAAAGAAGAAGGAGUCAAAGAGUGGGGAAAAAAGACGAGGAAGACCUCCAGCACUUACAAGUGUGAAGUUCAAAUUGUCGCAGGAGAAGGACACAUCAGAUAUUCAGAAGGGCAGCAAAGAAGAAAAAGAGAGUCUGAAAAAAAUCAAAAGAUCACCAUCCACUACAUUUCAGCAAGCAACUAAAAUCAAGAAAUUAAGAACUAGUAAGCUUUCCCCACUGAAAUCUAAAUUUAAGCCUGGGGCAAAACUUCAGAUUGGGAGGAAGAGCGUUCAGAUCGUGCGCAGGAGAGGCAGGCCACCGUCCUCUGAACGUUUAAAGACUUCCUCAACUUUAGUCAUAAACUCACAGCUGGAGAAGCCCCAGAGGAUUCGCAAAGAAAAGGAUGGCACACCGCCUCUCACGAAGGAGGAGAAGGCUGCUGUCAGACAGAGUCCACGCAGGAUUAAGCCUGUCAGGAUUAUACCUUCCACCAAAAGGACGGAUGCUGCGAUUGCUAAGCAACUCUUGCAGAGGGCCAAAAAGGGAGCACAAAAAAAGAUAGAGAAAGAAGCAGCCAAACUGCAGGGCAGGAUGGGGAGAACACAGCUCAAAAAUAUUCGACAGUUCAUCAUGCCGGUUGUGAGCGCAAUCUCAUCUCGGAUUAUCAAAACACCCAAACGGUUUAUUGAGGAUGAAGACUACGAUCCUCCUAUUAAAAUAUCCAGACUAGAAUCCACACCAAACAGCAGGUUCAGCACUACGUCUUGUGGCUCCAGUGAAAAGUCCAGCGCUGCUUCUCAACAUUCAUCUCAGAUGUCUUCAGAUUCCUCACGGUCCAGCAGCCCCAGCGUGGAUACAUCUACAGACUCCCAGGCUUCUGAGGAGAUGCAGAUGCUUUCUGAGGAGCGAAGCAAUACUCCAGAAGUUCACACUCCCUUGCCUGUUUCUCAGUCCCCUGAGAACGAUAACGGUGAUAGGAGAAAUAGAAGGUUUUCGAUAACAGAAAGAAGUUUUGGCCAGAGGACUGCAAAAAAGCUGUCAGCCUUACCAAGCAUGCCACAGCAGCAGUCCUCCUCCUCUCCUCCUCCCCCUUUGCUCACUCCCCCCCCACCACUGCAGCCUGCUUCAAGCAUCUCAGACCAUACCCCUUGGCUUAUGCCUCCAACCAUACCGUUAGCCUCGCCCUUUCUUCCUGCUUCUGCUGCACCGAUGCAAGAGAAACGAAAGUCAAUUCUGCGAGAGCCAACGUUUAGGUGGACCUCCCUGAAACAUUCCAGGUCAGAGCCGCAGUACUUCUCAUCAGCAAAGUAUGCCAAAGAGGGUCUUAUUCGCAAACCGAUAUUCGAUAACUUCAGACCCCCGCCGCUAACACCGGAGGACGUUGGCUUUGCAUCUGGCUUCUCCACACCGGGUGCGACGGCUCCCACGCGUCUCUUCUCCCUUCACUCCGGAGCCAGGUUCGAUAUGCACAAGAGGAGUCCUCUGCUGCGAGCGCCGCGGUUCACCCCGAGCGAGGCCCACUCCCGGAUCUUCGAGUCGGUGACCCUGCCCUCGUCGGUCGGUCGCACCGGCACGGGCAGCUCUGCCGCGGGCACGUCCUCCCGGCGGCGCAAGAGGAAAGCGUUCAGCCCCAUCCGCUCGGAGCCCAGGUCUCCUUCGCACUCCAUGAGGACGAGGAGCGGAAGGCUUAGUACCUCUGACCUGACAACUCUCACCCCACAGUCUUCUGUCUCUUCCUCUUUAACUAGUAUUUCAGUUAGUUCUCUUGCCACUAGUGCCUUAAAUUCAACUUUUACUUUUCCCUCCCAUUCCCUGUCGCAGUCUGGGGAAUCAGCAGAAAGAAGCCAGAGACCAAGGAAGCAGACGAGUGCCCCAGCAGAGCCUUUCUCAAUUGGUAGCCCUGCUCCUCUCUUCCCCUGGUUCACAUCAAGUCCCCAGACAGAGAGAGGCAAAAACAAGGACAGGGCAGCAGAAGAGCUCUCCAAAGAUAAAGAUGCUGACAAAGGCCUGGAGAAGGACAAGAGCAGAGAGAAAGACAGAGAGAGAGAAAAGGAGAACAAACGGGAGUCAAAGAAAGAGAAAAGGAGAAAAGGGUCAGAAAUACAGAGUAGCACUGCUUUGUUUCCUGUAGGUAAAAUGCCCAAAGAAAAAGUCAGCGAAGACGCUGCAGCAUCAUCGUCUGCCAAAAAAACUGCCGGGCGGAAGAAGUCCACAGCAGUAGAUCCCACGGCAGACGUUUCCACGGCUGCUCUGGUAGAUACAACAACAGCUGUCAAAACCAAAACAUCCAAGAAAGGUAGAGGGGGGCUGGACAAAUCAGAGCUGGACCUCAGCCCCACUGUGCCAUCUUUGGAGAAGGAAAAAGCUCUCCGUCUUCCUGCUCCUUCAUCAAGCACUGUUAAACAUUCUGCUUCCUCCAUCAGUUCUAUGCUGGCUCAAGCAGACAAACUGCCAAUGACUGACAAGAGGGUAGCCAGUCUUCUGAAAAAGGCAAAAGCCCAGCUGUACAAGAUUGAGAAGAGCAAGUCCCUCAAGCAAGCAGAUCAGCCAAAAGCACAGGGGCAAGAGAGUGACUCAUCAGAAACGUCAGUCCGAGGACCACGGAUAAAGCAUGUUUGCAGGAGAGCAGCUGUCGCGCUGGGCCGCAAGCGAGCGGUGUUUCCUGAUGACAUGCCCACUCUGAGUGCCUUACCAUGGGAAGAGCGGGAGAAGAUACUGUCUUCCAUGGGGAACGAUGAUAAGUCAUCGAUAGCUGGCUCGGAAGAGGCUGAACCUGUUGCUCCGCCUAUCAAGCCCAUUAAGCCGGUGACCAGGAACAAGGCACAGCAAGAGCCGCCGGUGAAGAAGGGCCGGCGCUCCAGGCGCUGCGGGCAGUGUUCGGGCUGUCAGGUUCCAGAGGACUGCGGGGUCUGCACUAACUGUCUCGACAAACCCAAGUUUGGUGGGCGCAAUAUAAAGAAGCAGUGCUGCAAAAUGAGGAAAUGUCAGAAUCUACAGUGGAUGCCUUCAAAAGCUUAUCUCCAGAAGCAAGCUAAAGCUGCAAAAAAGAAAGAGAAGAAAUCCAAGACAAAUGAGAAGAAAGAAAGCCAUUCUGGAAAAAACCAGUUGGACUCUGGACAGAAACAAACUCCUCAGGCUGUUGUACCAAGAGAAGACAAUUCUGGGAAGAAGAGCAGUGAGCCUGCCCGUAAGCCUGUUGAGGAAAAGCAUGAGGAUGGGAAUUCCUCCGUUCCCGUGUCAGAGCCCAAACAGGUCCCUGCGUCUGGUACCAGAAAGACUGGCAAGCAGAUGUCCCAGCCAGUCCAGCUCCCUCCUCCUCAGCCACCAAGCUCAGGACCUUUGAAAAAAGAAGCACCUAAACUUAGCACUUCUGAGCCCAAGAAAAAGCAGACUCCCCAGCCAGAAAUAGGCACAGAACAAAGCAAACAGAAAAAAAUUGCUCCCCGUCCAACUUUCCCUGUGAAACAGAAACCAAAAGAAAAGGAAAAGCCCCCUCCUCUAAGCAAGCCAGAGAGCAGCACACUGAACUUGCUCAGCACUCUGACUAACGGCAGCAGUUCCAAGCAAAAGCCACCUACAGAUGGAGUCCACAGAAUCCGAGUGGAUUUCAAGGAGGACUGUGAAGUGGAGAAUGUUUGGGAGAUGGGUGGGUUAGGCAUCGUCACCUCGGUACCUAUUACUCCCAGGGUGGUGUGUUUUCUCUGUGCCAGCAGUGGACAUGUGGAGUUUGUAUAUUGCCAGGUCUGCUGUGAGCCCUUCCACAAGUUCUGCCUGGAGGAGAGCGAGCGGCCCCAGGAAGAUCAGCUGGAGAACUGGUGCUGCCGUCGCUGCAAGUUCUGCCACGUCUGUGGGAGACAGCACCAGGCCACCAAGCAGUUGCUGGAGUGUAACAAGUGCCGAAACAGCUAUCACCCUGAGUGCCUGGGCCCAAACUACCCAACAAAACCCACCAAGAAAAAGAAAGUUUGGAUAUGUACCAAAUGUGUUCGCUGCAAGAGCUGUGGAUCAACAACACCGGGCAAAGGAUGGGAUGCACAGUGGUCUCAUGACUUCUCCCUGUGUCAUGAUUGUGCCAAACUCUUUGCUAAAGGAAAUUUUUGUCCUCUCUGUGACAAAUGCUACGAUGAUGACGACUACGAGAGCAAGAUGAUGCAGUGUGGGAAAUGCGACCGCUGGGUCCACUCCAAAUGUGAAAACCUUUCUGAUGAAAUGUACGAGAUACUCUCCAACUUGCCCGAGAGUGUUGCAUACACCUGCAUUAACUGUACAGAGCAGCAUCCUGCAGAAUGGCGUCUGGCACUGGAAAAGGAGCUGCAGAUUUCCUUGAAGCAGGUUUUAACAGCCCUGUUGAAUUCCAGAACCACCAGCCACUUACUGCGGUAUCGACAGGCAGCAAAACCGCCUGAUUUAAAUCCUGAGACAGAGGAGAGUAUCCCAUCCAGAAGCUCUCCUGAGGGUCCCGAUCCUCCUGUCCUAACAGAAGUCAGUAAACAGGAGGAGCAGCAACCUCUGGAUCUGGAAGGAGUGAAAAGAAAAAUGGAUCAAGGAAGUUACACUUCUGUGUUGGAUUUUAGUGAUGACAUCGUGAAGAUAAUUCAAGCAGCCAUUAAUGCCGAUGGCGGGCAGCCAGAGAUUAAGAAAGCCAACAGCAUGGUCAAGUCCUUCUUUAUUCGGCAAAUGGAGCGUGUUUUUCCAUGGUUCAGUGUAAAAAAGUCCAGAUUUUGGGAGCCAAAUAAAGUAACAAGCAACAGUGGUAUGUUGCCGAAUGCGGUGCUGCCCCCAUCGCUCGACCAUAAUUAUGCUCAGUGGCAGGAGCGUGAAGAGAACAGCCGCACUGAGCAGCCCCCUCUGAUGAAGAAAAUCAUUCCAGCUCCAAAGCUCAGAGGGCCUGGAGAGCCAGAUUCACCGACUCCUCUACAUCCUCCUACACCUCCCAUCUCUGGCUCUGACAGGAGCAGAGAGGAUAGUCCUGAACUGAACCCACCUCCAGAUGUGGAAGACAACAGGCAGUGUGCAUUGUGCCUGAAAUAUGGUGAUGACAGUGCUAACGAUGCUGGACGCCUUCUCUAUAUUGGCCAAAAUGAAUGGACACAUGUGAACUGUGCUUUGUGGUCAGCUGAAGUGUUUGAAGAUGAUGAUGGUUCUCUGAAAAACGUGCACAUGGCUGUUAUCCGGGGAAAGCAGCUGAGGUGUGAGUUCUGCCAGAAGUCAGGUGCCACAGUAGGCUGCUGCCUCACUUCCUGUACCAGUAACUAUCAUUUCAUGUGCUCACGAGUCAAGAACUGUGUCUUUCUGGAUGAUAAGAAAGUUUAUUGCCAGAGGCAUCGUGACCUGAUCAAAGGAGAGGUGGUUCCUGAGAAUGGGUUUGAAGUUCUUAGGAGAGUUUUUGUGGACUUUGAAGGGAUCAGUUUGAGAAGAAAAUUUCUUAGUGGCUUGGAGCCAGAGAACAUCCACAUGAUGAUUGGUUCCAUGACAAUAGACUGCUUAGGAAUUCUGAAUGACCUCUCAGACUGUGAAGAUAAGUUGUUUCCCAUCGGCUAUCAGUGCUCCAGGGUGUACUGGAGCACAACAGAUGCCAGGAAGCGCUGUGUGUAUACCUGCAAGAUCAUGGAGUGCCGGCCUCCAGUCGUAGAACCUGACAUCAACAGCACUGUAGAGCAUGAUGAUAACAGAACAAUUGCCCAUAGCCCAGUUCCCCUUACAGAAAUUCUACCGAAAGACACCCGAAAUACACCUGAAAUUGUAAACCCACCAUCACCAGAUCGUCCCUUGCAUUCUCAGAGCUCUAGUUCCUGUUACUAUCCGGUGGUCUCCAAGGGUCCCAGGAUCAGGGUGCCAAGUUACCCAUCUGCACAGAGGUCGCCUGGCUCGCGGCCGUUACCCUCUGCAGGAAGUCCUACCCCAGUGACCCAUGAAAUAGUGACAGUAGGAGAUCCUCUGCUGUCCUCGGGACUGAAGAGCAUCGGUUCUCGGAGACACAGCACCUCCUCUCUGUCCCAGCAGCAGUCAAAACUCCGGAUGAUCUCCCCUACACGAGCUGGGAACACUUACUCCAGGCACAGUGUGUCUUCAGUUUCCAGCAUGGGGGCCUCUUCGGAGUAUGAACCUACUGCCAAAAGUACUGACCGCUUCGUGGGGUCAGUAAGCACAGGUCCUCCAAGUGCUCCAGUUCAGAGUUGCUCUGCCAGUUCAGGCUCCCAGAAAACAGUGGCUACAACUGGAAAUAAAACUUACCAGCUGGAUGCAGCUCAAUCUACAGAAGGGAAACAUUCCAGCAGUUCAGAUUUAGUAGCCAAAAGUGCACCUUCUAAGGGAGAGAAAAUGAAAACCUCUAAGGACCCAGAUUAUUUGUCUCAUACUUUUGUUUCUGGAGGAAGCUCCAAAGCGUCCACUCAGCCAGCCAGUUCAUCAGGCACGGAAAUGAAUAAAAUAGGAACCUUUCAAGAGUGUUCAGGAUCGUUUUCUUCCAAAGAAGCAAUACCCUUUCCACCUUUGCAUCAGAGAGGCCCAAGGAAAGACAGAGAUCAGCACAUGGAACCUUUACAGCCAGAGAAAACCACUGUGGUUGAUGAGAUGGAUGCAAAAACCUUGAAGGCUGCUGGAGUAAACAACAGAUCUCCUGCAGCAAGUGAGCAGGUAGUUACUGCCCCCAGAGAUAAACGUCAUAAAGGCAAAAAGUUAAUGAAAGACAGUUUUAAAGAGAAGCAUUCCCUGAAAUCUCUUACAGAGACAAGUCAAGCAGUAGGCAGUGAUGAACUGAAACCAGACUUUGGCAAUCAGGGUUUGGCAACUGAACAAAUUAGUCAGAGGUUAUGUAAUAAUAUUCCUGCUGAAAAAGCUGGUGAUAAGUCUCCAUCUUCACAAGGGCCAUCUAAAGGGACUGCAGUGCAGGCUGAAGCAGCCCCUAAGGAAUCACAGGCACCCAGGAAACGCACCGUUAAAGUUACUCUGACUCCUCUCAAAAUGGAAAGCGAAAACCAGUCUAAAAAUGCACAGCAGGAAAGUGAUGCUGAAACUCAGUCUGCAGGGGCAGACCUGGCUGCUUUGGCAGAGCCCUCCUCAGCUUCAGAAAGCCCGGAAGAGAACCCUGUAAUUCAGGGAAGUCCAAACGAACCACCAACACAGGAACCUCAGAAUAACACAUAUGAAAAUUUGGCCAUUCAAGAUAACAGCUUGAUGCUCCAGGACGGUGCUAAAGCUCAAGAAGAAGGCUCAUACAAGCGGAGGUAUCCGAGGAGAAGUGCUCGGGCCAGAUCCAAUAUGUUCUUUGGAUUGACUCCUCUGUAUGGUGUGAGGUCCUACGGAGAGGAAGACAUUCCCUUCUACAGUAACUCAACUGGCAAGAAGCGAGGGAAGCGGUCUGCAGAAGGACAAGUGGAUGGAGCAGAUGACUUGAGCACAUCAGAUGAAGAUGACCUAUACUACUACAAUUUCACAAGAACGGUGGUUUCCUCAAGCACAGAGGAGAGGCUCGCAUCCCACAGUUUAUUCAGGGAGGAGGAGCAGUGUGAUCUUCCAAAAAUCUCACAGCUAGAUGGUGUGGAUGAUGGAACUGAAAGUGAUACAAGCGUCACAGCAACAACCAGAAAAGUCAGCCAGGUAACUAAAAGGAGUGGCAAAGAGAAUGGGACAGAGAACUUAAAGCUGGAUAGAACUGAAGAAGCUGGUGAGAAAGUGCAAGUCACCAAGAGCUCCACCGUCCACAAGACUGACCCCAAGAUUGAUAACUGCCACCCUGUGAGCAGGGUUAAAGCUCAGGGUCAGGACUCUCUGGAGGCGCAGCUGAGCUCGUUGGAAACAGGCCGCAGGGCUCAUGCAAGCACACCUGCUGACAAGAACUUACUGGACACUUUCAACACAGAACUUCUGAAAUCCGACUCUGACAACAACAACAGCGAUGACUGUGGCAACAUUCUCCCUUCCGACAUCAUGGACUUCGUGCUGAAGAACACACCGUCUAUGCAGGCCUUGGGAGAAAGUCCAGAGUCCUCAUCAUCCGAACUCCUGACGCUUGGAGAAGGCUUAGGACUUGACAGCAACCGUGGCAAGGAUAUGGGUUUGUUUGAGGUGUUCUCCCAGCAGCUGCCCACCGCCGAACCAGUGGACAGCAGUGUCUCUUCCUCCAUAUCUGCAGAGGAGCAGUUUGAAUUGCCACUGGAGCUUCCUUCUGAUCUCUCUGUUCUGACCACUCGCAGCCCUACGGUGCCCAGCCAAAAUCACAACAGGCUUGCUGUCAUUUCAGAGUCUUCACUUUCCUCCUCGGGAGAGAGAUCAAUGCUUGCCUUGCCUUCCACAGAGUCUGGGGAGAAGAGAGUGACAGUCACAGAAAAAUCUGCCUCAGGAGAAGGCGACACAGCUCUCCUGAGUCCAGGGGUAGACCCAAGCCCCGAAGGACACAUGACUCCUGAUCACUUCAUCCAGGGUCACAUAGAUGCAGAGCAUAUAGCCAGCCCAGCCUGCGGCCCUGUUGAGCAAGGUCAUGGCAGCAACCAAGAUUUAACAAGAAACAGCGGGACUCCGGGCAUCCCGGUGCCGGUGUCACCCACUGUUCCCCUCCAGAGCCAGAAGUACGUGCCAAACUCCACUGACAGUCCUGGCCCCUCGCAAAUCUCCAACGCUGCGGUGCAGACAACGCCACCCCACCUCAAGCCAGCCGCAGAAAAACUGCUGGUAGUUAAUCAAAACAUGCAGCCCCUGUACGUCCUCCAAACUCUUCCCAACGGUGUCACCCAAAAGAUACAGUUAACACCUUCUGUUAGUUCUGCGCAGAGUGUGAUGGAAACCAACACUUCAGUGCUGGGGCCCAUGGGGAGUGGGCUCACGCUGACCACAGGAUUGAAUCCGAGCCUGCCUCCAUCUCAGUCAUUAUUCCCUCCCACGAGCAAGGGUCUACUGCCCAUGUCCCAUCACCAGCAUAUACAUCCCUUCUCCACGCCUGCUCAGACAGGCUUCCCACCAAACAUCAGCAGUCCUUCACCAGGUCUUCUAAUCGGGGUGCAGCCACCCCCUGAUCCUCAGCUCUUAGUGUCUGAAGCUAGUCAGAGGACAGACCUUGGUACUGCUGCUGCUACACCAGCUGCUGCCCUGGGCAAGAAACGGCCCAUAUCUCGUUUGCAGUCACGGAAGAACAAGAAGUUGGCUCCUUCUGGAACCCCUUCUGCUAUAGCUCCUUCUGAUAUGGUCUCCAACAUGACCUUAAUUAAUUUUGCUCCUUCCCAGAUCUCUAACCACCCCCUGGACUUGGGAACCAUUGCGAAUUCAACAUCCCACAGAACUGUACCCAAUAUUAUCAAAAGGUCAAAGUCUGGGGUCAUGUAUUUCGAGCAAACAUCUUUGCUCCCACAAGGUGGGACCACUACUGCAGUCAGCACAUCUCCCAGCAUUAUUGGUGCAGAUGCCAGUCACCUCCAAGCAGGGCCUGUAUCAGGCCUAACGUCGAGUUCCUCAGUGCUGAACGUUGUAUCCAUGCAGGCCACAGCAGCCCCUAGUACUGGUGGGUCAGUUCCUGGUCACGUUUUGGGACAAAGUUCAGUAACGUUAACAAGCCCUGGAUUGUUGGGGGACCUUGGUUCGAUAAGCAACCUCCUGAUCAAAGCUAGUCAGCAAAGCCUUGGUCUUCAGGACCAGCAUAUGACUUUACCACCAAGUUCUGGAAUGUUUUCACAACUGGGAGCAUCUCAAACUCCGUCUACAGCAGCCAUGACAGCUGCAUCAAGCAUCUGUGUUCUACCCUCCACACAGACAAUGGGCAUGACAGUUGCUCCGUCGUCUGCUGACCCAGAGGGCUCCUACCAGCUUCAGCACAUGACACAGCUUUUAGCCAACAAAACCGGGGUUGCAUCCUCCCAGCUGGACCUUAGCACAGUUCCAGCAACAACGCAGUUGUCAAGCUUUCCACAGCUGGUCGAUGUUCCAAACAAUAGCGGACUCGAACAAAGCAAGGCUUCCUCAUCAGUGAUGCAUGCCAGCUCAGCGUCUCCAGGAGGCUCCCCAUCACCUGGUCAGCAGUCUGCGAGUAGCUCUGUGCUGGGUGCCACGAAAAUUAAGCCAAAAGUCAAACGCAUCCAGCCGUUAUUAGACAAAGGGAAUGGAAAGAAGCACAAAACUUCUCACGCAUGGGCUGGUUCUUCUGAAGCUCACGUUGCCGAAAAAGGGGCUGUUGCUGUACCCCCGGCCUCGGUUACAGGGACUCCUGCUGUGAAGGCAGAUGCACAGGAUGCGGCCAGCGUAGAUCAGCCGUUGCAGAAGCCACAGGGGCAGUCUGCAGGGCAACCAGCUGUGGUCCCAGAACCUCAAUCAACACAGAACUCAAUAAAUGAGCAAGAAAAUGCAGGCUCAAAAGCUCUCGAGGAAGAAGAGAGCACUUUCAGCUCCCCUCUUAUGUUUUGGCUUCAGCAAGAACAAAAGAGAAAAGAGUGUCUUGGUGAGAAGAAACCAAAAAAAGGUUUGGUUUUUGAGAUCUCUAGUGAUGAUGGUUUUCAGAUCUGCGCAGAAAGCAUUGAAGAUGCCUGGAAGUCUCUGACUGACAAGGUGCAAGAGGCCCGUUCGAACGCCCGCCUGAAGCAGCUGUCCUUUGCAGGUGUGAACGGUUUGAGGAUGUUGGGGAUUAUCCAUGAUACUGUUGUGUUCCUGAUAGAGCAACUGUAUGGAGCAAAGCACUGCCACAACUACAAGUUCAGAUUUCACAAGCCAGAGGAGGCCAAUGAACCUCCUUUGAACCCACACGGCUCUGCUCGGGCUGAAGUCCACCUGAGGAAAUCUGCAUUUGAUAUGUUUAAUUUCUUGGCGUCUAAACACCGACAGCCGCCAGAAUACAACCCGAAUGACGAGGAAGAAGAAGAGGUGCAGCUGAAAUCAGCCCGGAGGGCAACCAGUAUGGAUCUGCCAAUGCCCAUGCGCUUCCGGCACUUGAAGAAGACCUCCAAGGAGGCAGUUGGUGUCUACAGGUCUCCUAUCCAUGGCCGGGGUCUGUUCUGCAAAAGGAACAUUGAUGCAGGUGAGAUGGUGAUCGAAUAUUCAGGCAAUGUCAUUCGCUCCAUCCUCACUGACAAACGAGAGAAAUACUACGACAGUAAGGGCAUCGGGUGCUACAUGUUCCGCAUCGACGACUCCGAGGUGGUGGAUGCCACCAUGCACGGGAACGCAGCCCGCUUCAUCAACCACUCCUGCGAGCCCAACUGCUACUCCCGGGUCAUCAACAUCGAUGGCCAGAAGCACAUUGUCAUCUUUGCCAUGCGCAAAAUCUACCGAGGGGAAGAGCUCACCUAUGACUAUAAGUUCCCCAUUGAAGACGCCAGCAACAAACUGCCCUGUAACUGCGGUGCCAAGAAGUGCAGGAAGUUUUUAAACUAGAACUUCCGUCGGCUGCAGGUGAGCCCUGCAGGGCCCGGGGUGAACCAAAGCUUCGAGUGAGCCCCUCCCCGGCCGCUCGGACGGGACAGAGAGGCCAGAAGCAGGAGUGAAGAUGGACUGGGCUCAGGGACCUGAGACUGGCGGCCGUGUUUGUCCGAGUCCACAUCUUCAUGUCUCGCAUGUGCACACUCACCCUUGUGAGAGACAUGGGCGGCUGGAGAAGAUCCUCAGCAUGGUUAUGUUUUUGCUAUUCUCAUUUUCCCCCGCCCCCAUAUUUGUUUCUCAGCGUGGGGCUAAUGAGUGGGAGAGGAGAGGGGAGGUCCCCCCAGGCCCAGGGCAGCAGUCGUGGGUCGUGUCCCUCUCUGUCUCCUGGCCGGAGCUCUCCUUCCUAGGGCUGAGUCAGUGGUUGGGUGGCACAGUAUUUGAGCUUGCCUCCUGGGGAGAAGGUCUGUGCCUCGCCAGCGGCCCCGGGGACUGCAUGUCUGCAAAACACUAUGUGUGAGUGGGAGUAGGUGUGCGGGGGGCUGGCUUGGCUGCUCGUGAGGAGAGCAGAAAAGAGCAGCCCACAACUAGACACAAGAAGAGUUUGGCUGACAUAUUGCUCUGAAAUCCCUGCCUGAGAGCAGGGGAACUCCUGGCAUUCUUUGGCAAAGAGGGCUUGUGCCAACAGUUGGGGCACUGUAAAUCUUUGCCAGCAAAGGCUCCCGUUCACCAACACUCCCUCUGUGGCCGUGUGGGAGGGAAGCAGUCCUCUGGGUCCUGUCUCCAGCAGCUGGCUUCCUCCUCUGUCCAGCGAGCUCCUGGCACAGCCAGCCAGCAGUGUCUCGAGGAGCUGCACAGAGGUCUCUGGAGAGAAGGGGAGUGUGAGCCAGCCCAGCCUUGGCUGCACACCGCUGUAGAGCAGGAGCUAGGAAGGACUGGUGUGGAGGCACCACUCUGCUCUGCUGUGCCACAGUGUCCCAGGCCUGUGGCGCGCAGGCAGGAGAGGGCCCUGCAGCCACGUGCCUGUCAUGGUCAGUCGCCUGGGUGUAGUCAUGUUGUGUUCCCCAGAAGACACAGAAGGACACCAAAACGGAGCCAAAGUUCUCUGCAAAGGCAAGGCCAGUGCCAGCGGGCCUGGCCGCAGCAUCCCGGGACGCAUAGGAAACACGGGAGGCACUGGCACAGGGGCGAGGAACCCGGCCAGGUUCAGCAGGCUCAGGGACACCACUGUCCUGCUUGGAGCAGUGCGAGUCCUCCUCCCUGUGGGGUCUGCCCUGUGCCUCAGAGCAAAACCAGAGAGAGACAAAUGAGAGACCCAAGCCUGACAGUGACAACAUUGGAUUCUGCUCUGUUCUGUUUACAGUUUAGUAUUUAAGGUUUUAUAAAUGUAAAUAUAUUUUGUAUAUUUUUCUAUGAGAAGCACUUCAUAGGGGAAAGCACUUAUGACGAGGCUUUUUACAGUGGUAUUAUCCUAAUUUAAGAGAAUCUCUUUUUAAUGAUUUUUUUAUUUUCAUAGGAUGGUUCUAGGAAAUACCUGGCUGGACACAGUCUGAGCCUUUCUCCAGUGGGGGGGUUGCUUUAGUUUUGUUUUCUACUCUUGUUCUGCCUUUUUGACUUCAGUAACUGUCUCCGGGAGGGUUGACUGGACCUUAAACUGUAUUUGCCCAUAAGGAUGGGGGCAGGAGGGAGAGCUGCCCAGCGUGGGAUGAGUUUCGCUCUGUGGGAGGACAGUGUGUGACUCGGGCAGAUAGUUUGAUUCUGCCUUGCCCGUGCUGGUAUCCUGCAAGGGUUUAAAAAGGAAAAGCAAGGCAGGAUGAGACCUGACCCUCAAUACCUCUUUGCUGGGAGGCCAGUCUGAGACACACACCUCCUGCCACAGCGUGUCCUUCGAAGGCAGAUGGGUUUUUCUGCGCAGAGGGAAAGCAGAAAGCUCCCUCGCUUUUCCGAGCUUUCCUGGUGGUUUGGUUGCAGUUGUUACAGGAGCCACUCUUCCCGGAGCUGAUGUAUCCGAGGGCUGCUCUGAACUGGCACUGGCAGUUGGUGGGGAAGGGACUGGGAGUGCCUGCUGACUCCCCGGGUCUCUCAGAGGGGCAUUCCCCAUCCACACCUCUCUGGUCUUGAGACUUCCUCCUCUGCCCUGAGAAGGAGCAGCGGCGCUCGGAGGUUCAGAACCUGCCAAUUUCCUUUUGUUAUUGCACUGUGUGAGGAUAAUUUGUUGGUAACUGUUGAAAGCAAAGUCACAUUGAGGCUGCAUUUGUUACUGAGAUGAUUUGAUGCACUGACAGUUCGGGAACGCACAUACUUCGAGGAGCCCAGAGCGUGCCCGCCCGGGGGAUCUGGGCCCCGCGGCCCGGAGCACAGCUGCUCUUGGCCCUUUUCCUUCCGUUUGUGACGCGGGGCGGGGGCAUAGCCCUCGCCAUGGCAAAGCCCCCGAGUUUAUCCCAGAGCUCAGCUACGCUUCCUCACCCCGCGCUCCCCGAGUUCCUGGCUGCAGGAGGAGGCUCUGCUGGGAAGCACUGCCCAGAGCCACCCCACUGGGGAGAGGGGGAAGGAGGGUCGAGGGGAGCGCCGUGCCUCAGGAGCCCCCAGGCUCCAAGUGCCAGGCAGUCUCCUCCCCCGGGAGCAGCCUUGCUGCUAUUCCCGCUGCGGCUGCCCGGGCGGGAGCCACCGUGGCCACUGGAGCUGUCUGUACCCCGGGAGCUGCCGUGGCCACUGGAGCUGUCUGUACCCCGGGAGCUGCCGUGGCCACUGGAGCUGUCUGUACCCCGGGAGCCGUGGCCACUGGAGCUGUCUGUACCCCGGGAGCCGUGGCCACUGGAGCUGUCUGUACCCCGGGAGCUGCCGUGGCCACUGGAGCUGUCUGUACCCCGGGAGCCGUGGCCACUGGAGCUGUCUGUACCCCGGGAGCCGUGGCCAGCCCGGGCUCGUGGGGCGAGGGGCAGCGGGGCUGGGGCAGUGGGGCAGCUGAGCCUGCCUGCCCUCAGCCCGGGCUGGCCAGCAGCAGCCAGCUCCCCGUGUAUGAAUGUAUAUUUUAUAAGGACUGACGCAGAUCAUGGUAUCUGAAAAUACUAAAAAAGGAACCUUAGGGCGUUCUUGGGUUUUUUUUGUACAAACCGACAUGUUUUUUUUAAAGGAGAAGCGGGUCAUUGCAAAGGGCUGGGUAUCUUUUUUUUUCUGGUUUUCUUUCAUUUCAAAGCAAUACCAAGUUCUUCAGCAGGACGGUCUGUGCAGAAUCAUGCCAUUCACCCAUACACUGGUCCACUCUCAACACUUGCAAAUUUUUUUAUAACUAUAAAUACAAUAUAUAUAGGAACUAAUAUAGUAAUGCACCGUGUAAUGAAGCCUAGUUCAGUAUCGGUUCAUGGCUUUUAAUUCUCUUUAACACUAUAGAUAAGGAUUGUGUUACAGUUGCUCACAGCUCCAGGAAAGCCUUGCUGCUCAUUCCCCACUGGCAGCCAGGGCCAGAAGCUGGGAGCGGGUGGUUUGGCCUUUCCUGGCCCUUCUUGUUACAGUCAGUACUUGUACAACUUGGUUUCUUCCUUUCCUUCCUCUCGUUUUGGUUAUGAAUGUUGGGGUACCACCUACAUAUAGGGAAAAAUGUGCUCUGUGCUUUCCUGGUAUCUUUUUAACAAGGUACAGUAGCUUCGUCUAUCGGCCGAGAACUAUACUUGUGGUGUUUCUUUUAUUGAACUUACAGUCUCUUUAGUAACUACAGAUAGGUGAAUAAUUGUUUCAAAAAACAAAAAAAAAGGAAAAAAAAAAAAAGCUCUGCAAAGGCAAGGUUAUGUUCUAGAAAUACAUUUCUUGACAACUUAUCAUGUAUAACAAAACUUUUUUUUUCUUGUGUUCUUCCAAUCUACUGGUUGUUUGUUUUUUUGGUUUUUUUGGCUUUGGUUUUUUGGUUUUUUUUUAAAAAAAGAGGAAACGUGUCUAAAGUACAUCAGUGUUAACUCCCUGCCACAGGGAAGAAGGAAAUACUUUAAUAGUUUAAAAAAAUGCUGAAAGCUCUGCAAAAGACUGAAUGUAAAAAUAAAAAGUGUACAUAGUUGUAAAAAAAAAAAAAAGGAGUUUUUAAACAUGUUUAUUUUCUAUGCACUUUUUUUUAUUUAAGUGAUAGUUUAAUUAAUAAACAUGUCAAGUUUAUUGCUGCA
This is a messenger RNA of Motacilla alba alba, 16019 nucleotides long. It is a transcript of the gene KMT2A, whose product is annotated as lysine methyltransferase 2A. Gene Ontology annotation, molecular function: protein binding; histone H3K4 methyltransferase activity; DNA binding. Gene Ontology annotation, biological process: positive regulation of DNA-templated transcription. Lineage: Eukaryota; Metazoa; Chordata; Aves; Passeriformes; Motacillidae. Gene Ontology annotation, cellular component: nucleus; histone methyltransferase complex. The record is from RefSeq and is a predicted model, not a curated record.